AUGUCAGCGACGAUGGUAGAUUCAUACCCGCAGUACGGCCAGCUGCACCGCAAGCCCAUCCCAGGCAGUGCAGGCAUCCCUCGCCAGUUCGCUGCGGGCCAGCAACAGAGCGCACACUCGCACACCCGCACCUCCUCCUCCAACGUCCUCCCCACCGGCGCGCCCAUAUACCAAGCCUACCACGCCUAUCAGCCCUCGCAGUCCGCCUCCGCAACCCGCCGCACCCUCUCCAAUGCCACCGCCUCGACGACCUCAACCAACCGAAGCAGCGGCGCAGGCAUGAUCCCCGUUCGCACCAACAGCACCGCCAGCGGCGGCCUCCGCAGAUCUUCGAGCGGCCGCUCCAUGCAGCCGACGUCCUAUGUGGCAUUGAUGCGCAAGCAGAAAGCGACCGUCUGGUGCGACCGCGCGCAGACAGAGGACCCGCGCCUGCUGGCCGCCCAGCGAGCAGCGAAGAUGCGCGCGGCGAUGGAAGUCGUCGGCGGGAACCAGAGCGGGCGGACGAGCACAUCGAGCAGCGGCGUGGUCGCCGGCGUCGGCAGGAAGAUCAGACACCAUGGCGCACAGAAGGCGGAGCGGUAUGCGCCCGGCGCGAAUCUCAGCGGUACAGGGGUGCCGAUGCGGCUGAGUGCUAGUGAGGUCGACGACGGAGCGAGUGAUGAUGGGGAUAGUGCGUACACAGGCCGGCCGUAUCAUCAACGGACCGGCUCGGACAGAAGUUCGCUCGGCAGCGGGAGGAGAGUCACGAGUCACGGCCAGCCUCUUGGGGGGAGAUAUAGCACGAACAGCACGCCGCCAAGCGGACAGGGCAGUUCGCCGAGCGAUACCAUGGCCGAGCUGGCGGAGGAGACGCCUGUACCGGGAGACUAUCGGCAGCGGGGGCACGACUACUUCACCCAGUCUACGACAACGGGGCUGUCGGGCGGCAGUGGGAGUUCAGGGGAGCGUGAGAGCAGUUUUGGCCAGCUGGGCCAGAUGCAGCCACACCAGAGUAGGAUGAGCGAUGAUAGGAGUAUCACGGAUGAGCUGAGGAGGAGGGGGAGUGUGGAUGAUAGGACGCAUACGAUGAGUGGAGCUGUCAGGCUGUUUGUUGCGAAUCCGGAUCACAGUGAUAGCGACUGA
Coniosporium apollinis CBS 100218 is the source of this 1122-nucleotide messenger RNA. RefSeq lists its product as uncharacterized. The record is from RefSeq and is a predicted model, not a curated record. The transcript has a single exon. Lineage: Eukaryota; Fungi; Ascomycota; Dothideomycetes. The coding region runs from base 1 to 1122 and encodes 373 amino acids.